AUGCUAGAAGAACAGCGUAAGAAACAGUCAAAAUCACUUUUUCAACAGACUGAAAAAAGCGAUGACUCUGAUGCUUCAAACAAGAAAUUGGAAAUGAACGAUGAUUCUACUUUAAAAACGCUGGAAGAAAAUGCUGAUGCUGUCCUUCAGGCCAAUAUUCUUCCUGAAAUUAACGGCCUUAAGCGGACCGGAAAACCCUGCAAUUCCAGACCACUAACAAAUCAAUUUUCCAAGACUGCUAACGGAACUCGUGAAUCUGAAAGAACCGAAAACAAUAGCAAUGACGAGGAAGAAAAUUCAGGAAGUGUUGAGGAGAAUGAAAACAGCGAUGCGCCUGAUCUUGAUCUCGACAAAAGUGACCUUGUAUCCGGAGAAGCAUUGAGCAACCGCAAUACACAAGAUGCACCUAGAAAUCGCGCAUCCCAGCUUUUUAAGAAGCCCACAAAGUCAGAUGAGUCAGCCGCUGUAGCUGAGACAAAGUCGGAUUCGCUAGAGUUUCGUGAUGAAGAAAAUAUACACAAAGAAUCUACUGCUAAUCACGGUUCACUUAAAUCGAUUACGCGCUCAGACAAGUCCUACAAGUCGUCCACAGAGACCUCAAAAUCCGAACUAACAGUGUCAAACACAGCCAGAGAAUCAGAAACUCCGCAGAAUAAUCAAGAACCUGAAGAGUUUGUUUCCAAAAAAAUUUCGGGACCGACAAUUGGGCUUUACAGCAUAAUGUACAAAUCUCUGGACAACUUAGCUGCCUAUGUUCUCGAAACCCAACCAGUUAUCCGAGUUCCUCAGAACGCCACAGCGAUUAUUUCCAGAACAAAUGAAGACAUGAGCAGAACAGCUCAAGCUGAUAAGGAAAAUGCGUCAACCCGAUAUAUCGGCAACAACGCACCUGCUUUAUUUGAAAAACUAGCCGCACGAGCUCAUUCUGCGGUUGAACUAGCGCCAACAAGGUUACAAAAACAGCUGAUCGGAAUAGAUCCAACAGGAACUGCUGAGGAUAGAAGAGAAGCUUGGGAUGAGGAGAAACUAAAUCUCUCAGGCGUAAGUAGGAGACAAGAGAACAUGAAUGAGUUUGAAAGAUUAUCUGACGAGGUUCCAGAAAAGUUACCCUACGCUGCUGCAGUGAAUGCUUAUUCAGAUAUUAUUAGAAAUCGUGCAUUUAAACCCCAAAACACACAAAUCUUAAAAUUAGCAAACAAGACGGAGCAAAAAAAGCAGCAAAAUGAAUAUUAUUCAAAUCGCAUUCAACAAAAUAUGACAGGGGAAGUUUUGUCCGAGAAACAGUACAGAAGUAAUCAGCCACCAAAACUUCGAAGCCACCAGAUACCGGAAGAAUAUCAGGAUAAAACUGAUCCUUUUGCUGUAGAAAACAAUGAAAGUCAAGAGGGUAGCACAAACAAGCAGCCUCCGGACAUUGCUGAAACAGAUAAAGAUUCUUUGAAUCCUAAUUAUUUACAUAACUACGGGGAUUUAGAAAAUUCUAACUAUUUACAUAACUACAGAAAUUUAGCAGAAAAAGUGCAGGACAUCUCGAAAAGCGACCACUCUCCUCAGGUACCUUGUUGCGAUCCGCAGUCCAGAACUGCCGCACCUGAUAUGGAACCCAUCCCAUACGGAGAGUCUUUGAAGCAGACUGUUGCACCUGAUAAUCAUCCCUCGUCGUCGGAAAAACGUUCUGAGGAUUAUUUGAGAAAUAGUACGGCUCCUCCUGAUGAGAGCGCUGUCAUUCCUCAAAACAGAAGGGAUUCCGAAUCCAUUCCCACUGUCACACCUAGUAACCCAGGUCAAACAGAGCAGAAGGAAGAACCGAAAGGUUACAUGGGCUAUAGUGAUCUGAAUACUGACCCCGGACCUGAAGAUGAGAAACACCCUGAUUCUAUGGCAAAUAAUUCUGAUAGCGAACAGAUUCUUGGCAGGGGUAAAGCUGACGAAAACUCAGGAACAGAUGCUACUUCCAGCAGUGCUCCUUUUACUGGAGCAAGCGUAGAAGUCAAAGAGGCAUCUCACGUAGAAAGCAAAGGCGCAUACCAGAUCAAGUCUUCUUCGGAAGCAAAUGUAGAAAAUGAUGGUUCAUCUGAAAAUAAAUUUCUUCAAAAAGAGAAUUUAGAAUACUCUGAAAUUGCUUCCAUUCGCGAGAAUGCUAAUGUUCCCAGAAAUGAGUGGAUCUCAGGCUUGCCGUGCUGCGAAGAAACUUCGGAAAUACCUCAUUCUAAACUCACAGGAAAUGCAAUGAUCGCUGUUGAGAAAAAUGGGUAUUCGUAUGAGCCAGAAAGUGGACAGAACAACUGCUUACACAACGCUUUUUCCCCGUGCAAUCUCGUACAAACCAAUGAACAGCUGGUUAAUUUCCAGAACAAUAGUGCGUUGGAGCCGAAGAAUACUAAGAACGAUGAAUUUUUAAAAUCAAAAGAAGCAACAGAUGAUGAAAGGCCAACAUAUUCCUCAGGAAUGGCAAAUGGUGAAGCCGAAGCAACAGCGGCACUAGAUGUGAAAACAUCGCAGGAAAGAAAAGGGAAUUACUACGGUGAAACAGAUGCAGUGGAGGAAUUGAAGGAAUGUUCAGAAAGUGAAAAAUUAGAUAAGACAAAAGUUACAGCAAAAGAGAACUGUACGAAGCUCCGACAAAAACAUAAUCACGAAAAUCAGCCAUUUGUUUCUGAAAACUUAAAACCCUCUGAAGUAGCCGGCUAUGAAUCAACAAACGCAGACAAUAGGGAAGAACGGGAAAAUUCCAUACCGAGUUUGGAACUUUCUGGAUACAGCGCAUCAGCAAAUGAACUUGAAGCUAGCAACACUCCAGGAAACAUUGCCCUUAGCUCAGAAACAAUCACUGGAGGUGGCGAAAACGACAAAACUACUGAUGCGCAAGGUUUAGCAGAGACCACGGACGAGCAUGCUACAGCUGUCAGUGAACAAACAGCUCUUUAUGAAGGAUAUUCUGAUUCACUAAAAAACGAGGAAGCUAAACCUGUAGAAACAGUGAAUGAAAAAGUCGCAACUACGAGCAGUCAAACAGCUGUUUAUGAAGUAUCUGCUAAUUCACUGGAAAAUAAAGGUGUUAAACAGGAAGCUGUGAGCAGUAAUGAGAUGCCUGGCAAAUCUGCGGGUGCAGUAUAUGAGUCAGAAGGGGACCACAGAAGAGCUGAGAAUGCAGUUGAGUGCUGUGGCGUCAAGCAAAGAAAAACAGAUGAAACCCCAGUUGUGAUUACUUUGCCCUCACUGCUGAAUAAGUGGCGAGAGGAGUUCCCAGUGCCCAGAAUAGCCGUUGAGCGAGUUUCGAUGAGCUCUGGAAUUACUGAUGAUGCAAGUGAAAAUGGACCGUUGUUUGAUAUUCACAACCAGAUGCUAGAGGAUCAGGAAACGCAAGAGGAGAAUUUGGAAGACGAAUCGCAAAGACUGGACAAGUGCUCGCUAGAAAAAGACCACUUUCCGGCAGAUCGAUGUCGCACUUGGAAAGCAACCGGCUACUGCUACACUCAUAUGGCAACAAGGUUCAUCCACUGUCGUCGCACCUGCUGCAAUCAGUUUUUCUUGAAAAUUCUUUGA
This is a messenger RNA of Gongylonema pulchrum, 3546 nucleotides long. NCBI's taxonomy places the organism in Eukaryota, Metazoa, Nematoda, Chromadorea, Rhabditida, Gongylonematidae. The record is from the annotation of a GenBank genome assembly.